AAGCAGGUCAGUAGUUCAGGCGAACAAUAACAUACAUGACCAUGAUCCAAAUAAAGAGCAGGUGCAAAAUCAAUAAGUAUUAAGGUACAGAAGACUAGUUGGAUGCCUUUCACUCAAAAUUAAAAAAAAAAACGACUAAAUUAUAUUUUACACUAUCAUUAAACCGGACAUCACUUGUUUCUCAUGUGCACUAUUGGAAAAAAAAAUUAAACUUUAUGCUGGCCUUGUGUUCUUAUUUUAUUUUAAUUGUAUAAUAUUUUUAAAAAAUAGACUAAGAUCAAGUACCUUUUAUUCAUAAGACACAACACAAGGGAAUUUUCAGUGUAAUAAUAAUUAUCAUCAUCAUCAUGAUAAUCAUAAUAAACGGUUGUAUUAGUAGAAGAUGACGCGGAUGUUCGCUGGGCGUUGUAUUGUUCUGUUAUAACGCCUAUUUGUGGAGUAGGUGGGAGGAGAGACAGAGAGAGGGAGGGGUAGAUAGAGCGCCAGUCAGUGUCUCUCUCCUUCAGAUGAUUCUGCUGCUGCUACUGGGUCACAGUUAUAUGCAGUCUAUUAUUAAUAACAGUGAGAGAGUAGGACACAGUCCACUCUGCAUACGUGAACUACAGGCGUUUCAAUAAUGUGAAAUAAAGUUUCGCCUUUAACAAGUUGCUGCUGCUGUUUUACUUUAUUUAGCUCAUCGCUCAGCACAGACGGACAGAGACAGACAAGCUCCUGCUGCUGCUGCUGCUGCUGCUGCUGCUCCUGCUGCUGUUGGUUGUUGGGAAACACGGAUCCCUCCGGCAAGGACUCCCUCUGGUGCAUUGAUGCACCCGUUCCAGUGGUGUAACGGGUGCUUCUGUGGUCUGGGACUGGCCUAUACCAAUAAAACGUGCACCAUGCCACCCAUCACAUUCCAGGACCUGCCUCUAAACAUCUACAUGGUGAUCUUUGGGACAGGCAUCUUUGUCUUCAUCCUGAGCCUCAUCUUCUGCUGCUACUUCAUUAGCAAACUACGGCACCAGGCCCAAAGGGAGAGGUUCGGAUACAGAGAGGUUGUUUUAAAAGGAGAUCCAAAAAAGUUGAAUCUUCAUGGGCAGACAUGUGCCGUGUGUUUGGAGGACUUCAAAGUGAAAGACGAGCUGGGGGUGUUGCCAUGCCAACAUGCUUUCCACAGAAGGUGCCUGGUGAAGUGGUUGGAGGUUCGCUGUGUCUGCCCCAUGUGCAACAAACCCAUCGCUGGCCCCCCUGAGCAGCACCACAGCAUAGGGACUCUACUGGAUGAACUGGUGUAGCUGUCCACGCCUGCCGGACAGGCUGGAACACUAUCAGCCAGUGACCAAAUGUGAAACUGUUCUGCAAUUAAAAAAUGCAGCAAAACAGCUCCAUUAUGACAGUGGUGGUAACUUAGGUACCACCCAGAAAAAGAAUAAAAAUAUGUUGUUGCAUAGCAACUGGCUUCGAAAUGGCAACAUGACACCUGUGGCAGCAGAGAUGUUUUUUUUUUUCCUGCUGCCCACGCAUCACUUCAUUUCUUUUUUAUUAUCCCUCUGUUCACACAGUUCUUCACAUCUUCUCCCGCUGCCCAGAGUGAUGCUAAUGGUACCAAAGUGGAGAAGAUGUUGUUUCAAUCUCCACAGUGAUGUGGACAAAUCAGUGCUGAAGGACGUAGCAGGAAGAUCCUCCCCAAGCAAGUGUUUCUAUGACUAUGACUAUGACUAGAAAUUAAGAUUGUCUGCACCUAUUUAAAAACAAGAACCCUGGUGGUUGCACAUUUAAACAGGUUACAUUGCACAUUGUGAGAGUUAUUAUAAAAAACUCCUGAAGCACAGAAAAUCUGUUACACAGUUCACUGGGGGUGAAGGUGGAGCAUGCUGGACUUUUUCAAAUAGAAUAAAAAAGAUCAUCCCCUUACUCGCUUUAAUGGACCACUAAGAGUUACUGCCAGCUGUCCACAUGUAUAUCCAUUAGUAUUCCACUUUGUUUUAGGGUAGUUUGAAAUAUUAAAGUGUCUACCAGCAGAAAUUAGACUGAUAGGUUGCAGUGAUGCAACCUCCCACCAUGACAGCAGCUGAAAGAAUCUAAAAAAAAUAUAAGGAAAGUGCUGGUGGAAGGAGCAGAGACGGCUCACAGACUGACAGUAUUCACUAUUCCAAGCUAUCAAAUCUUGUUAUCAGCUAAUUCUAAAGCGGGGGUGGACCUGGAAACAUUACUUACUUAAUUGUGGUUUAUGUUUCAAAAGAGUGCAUAACUAAGGUAAUGUUGCAUCCAGCUGUGUAACAGCAGAACCAAACUUCAAAUUGUGGUCCUAAGUCUUUGAUUUUCAUAAAACAAUAUAUUUCCACCACUAAAAUUAAUGUCCAGUAUUUAAAAAAUUAAACAUUGAUCACAGCUCAAUCUGCUAAAAAGGAACAAGUACAAUACAUGGACCUAGUUCAUGGACAAGGGUGUUUCAACAGUGUUAAUAGCACCACCUGCUGGGAGGAGAAGGGACAAUGCAACUCAAUACAUUGACUAAGGCUUUUAAAGAAUAGUCACAGCACCACCUACAACGAAGGAAGAGGCAGCUCCACCUAAUUUAUGCACCAGGCCUUUUAAACAGUGUUUAAAGCACCGCCUGCUGGAAAGGCUAGGGAGCUGCAUGUUGUUUGAAAACACUAACCAGAAACAUUUUGAGCCUACGCUAGUCUUUAACGUCGCAAAUGUGAAUGACUUGACAGAAUGAUUAUGGAUGAAAUACAUUCAUGUCUAAUCUGAUUUAAAGGAUUUAUUUUUCCAACAACUAAAUCAGUGUUUUGUUUUUUGCUCAUUUUACUGAGAGUAAAAAAAACACGUAUUUACUACUUGUGCAGGUAUACAUUCUAUAUUUGACGUCCUGUACACCAGGGGUGUCCACACUUUGUUGGCUUGGGAUCUGCUUUUCAACUGACCAGACCAAGGUGAUCUACCUACACUGAUAACAUUUAAUAUAUACUUAGUCAUAUGAGCUGAAUAUAUGUUGAUUAAAUAGGUGUAGCUGUAUGGCAC
This is a messenger RNA of Cynoglossus semilaevis (tongue sole), 3003 nucleotides long. RefSeq names its product ring finger protein 122 (gene rnf122). Gene Ontology annotation, biological process: ubiquitin-dependent protein catabolic process. Gene Ontology annotation, cellular component: nucleus. The transcript is spliced from 6 exons. Gene Ontology annotation, molecular function: ubiquitin protein ligase activity. The coding region runs from base 804 to 1271 and encodes 155 amino acids. Lineage: Eukaryota; Metazoa; Chordata; Actinopteri; Pleuronectiformes; Cynoglossidae. The record is from RefSeq and is a predicted model, not a curated record.